UAGUUCAAACGAUAAGGUGACGUGGUGAAAAUCGGAGAAACGCGAUAAGGUGCGUCUCUCUCACUCUCUCGUGAUCGUCUGAUUUUACCAAACUUCAGUCAAUGGCGAUGACGACGACGACGACGACACUCUUCCAUCCACUACUUCCUACUAGCAGCUACAAAUCCGGAGCUGUGACUUCUUCCAUUGUCUCAUUUCCUCGUUCCCAAUUUCCGUCUUCUUCGUCGUCUCUCCAAUUUCACUCGCUUGUCUCGGAUUCGACAUCGAUUUUUGGUCGGAGGAAGUUUACCGGGAAUCUCAGAAGAGUUUCCGUUAUCGUUUCCGCCGCGGGAACUACUGAACCUCUCACCGUCCUCGUUACCGGUGCCGGUGGAAGAACAGGGCAAAUUGUGUACAAGAAACUGAAGGAGAGGUCGGAUCAGUUUGUGGCAAAGGGUUUAGUGAGGACAAAGGAAAGCAAAGAGAAGAUCGGUGGAGAGGACGAAGUGUUCAUUGGAGAUAUCCGAGACCCUGCAGCCAUUGCUUCUGCUGUUCAAGGAAUCGAUGCUUUGGUCAUUCUUACGAGCGCUGUACCACAAAUGAAACCUGGCUUUGAUCCUAGCAAAGGAGGGAGACCUGAGUUCUUCUUUGAAGAAGGAGCUUAUCCAGAACAGGUUGAUUGGAUUGGUCAGAAGAAUCAGAUAGAUGCUGCUAAAGCUGCAGGAGUUAAGCAGAUUGUUUUGGUCGGGUCGAUGGGAGGAACAAACAUUAAUCACCCUUUGAAUAGUAUUGGCAAUGCCAACAUUCUGGUUUGGAAGAGGAAAGCCGAGCAGUACUUGGCUGAUUCCGGGAUUCCGUACACCAUCAUCAGGGCGGGCGGUCUGCAAGACAAGGAAGGUGGCAUCCGAGAACUACUCGUGGGAAAAGAUGACGAGCUUCUCGAGACAGACACAAGAACAAUCGCAAGGGCUGAUGUUGCAGAAGUCUGCGUUCAGGCGUUGCAGCUUGAGGAGGCAAAAUUCAAAGCCCUUGACCUGGCCUCAAAGCCCGAGGGAACAGGCACCCCAACAAAGGAUUUCAAGGCACUUUUCGCUCAAGUAACCACUAAGUUCUGAUCUUCCGUUUAGUGCUUUUUCCCAUCUUUGUCAAUGUAGCAGAGUCAUAGGAUUAGACGCUGAGAGGGAUGAGUAAUUAAUGUUUAGAUACACAUGUCUAAAUCGGCUCUUUCUAUUUCUCAAGGGGUCUUCCCCUAUAUUUAAGUAA
This is a messenger RNA of Eutrema salsugineum, 1242 nucleotides long. RefSeq lists its product as uncharacterized. The record is from RefSeq and is a predicted model, not a curated record. The coding region runs from base 102 to 1094 and encodes 330 amino acids. Gene Ontology annotation, molecular function: oxidoreductase activity. Gene Ontology annotation, cellular component: chloroplast. Lineage: Eukaryota; Viridiplantae; Streptophyta; Magnoliopsida; Brassicales; Brassicaceae. The transcript has 7 exons.